This is a messenger RNA of Xenia sp. Carnegie-2017, 639 nucleotides long. RefSeq names its product tubulin-specific chaperone A-like. The record is from RefSeq and is a predicted model, not a curated record. Gene Ontology annotation, biological process: post-chaperonin tubulin folding pathway; tubulin complex assembly. NCBI's taxonomy places the organism in Eukaryota, Metazoa, Cnidaria, Anthozoa, Malacalcyonacea, Xeniidae. Gene Ontology annotation, cellular component: microtubule cytoskeleton; cytosol. Gene Ontology annotation, molecular function: beta-tubulin binding.
GCAUGUUUAAUACUUAUGCCUUCCGAUGAUUACUAUUCAUUGAGUUCAUUUUUUUAAUGCUUUUUACCAAUUUUGAAAACUUCAUAUUUGAAAUUUGAAAUCUCUCAAAAACAGGUCGCUAGAACAUGGCUUCUGAUCCACGACUGAGACAGAUGAAAAUUAAAACAAAUGUUGUUAAAAGGCUUGAGAAAGAAAUGAGAAUGUAUGAGAAGGAGGUGGAGAGUCUUGAGGAAAAAGAAAAAAUGGAAAGUGAAAAAAAGGAUGAAUAUGAUAUCAGAAAACAGAAAGAAGUUUUGGCUGAAUCAAAGAUAAUGAUACCAGAUACCAACAAAAGAUUGAAAACAGCCAUAGGCGACCUCAAGUCUUUAUUGGCAGAAACUGAAAAUGGGCUCUCACAUUGUAAGGAAUACGAUGAGGCAAAAACUCUGCUGCAAGCUGUUGCAGCAAAUACAACUGAUUGAAAACAUUUAAAAAAUAUGAUACUACCCUCUGACGCAUUGAUCAACCCUCUGUUGUAUUUAGUUCAAUGCCCUGACGUCAUUGUAAACAUUCCGUUGUUAAGGACAAGCUGUAUGAAAUAUUCGUUCGUGUUGUAAAAAUUUCGUUUUUACUGUUAGAAAAUGAAUUUCAUGUUAAAAA